Molecule: messenger RNA, 1801 nt
Organism: Acipenser ruthenus (sterlet)
Lineage: Eukaryota; Metazoa; Chordata; Actinopteri; Acipenseriformes; Acipenseridae
Gene: myct1a
Product: myc target 1a
Exons: 2
Coding region: 288-773 (161 amino acids)
Cellular component (GO): nucleoplasm
Source: RefSeq, a predicted model, not a curated record
UUGUAAGACUGAUAUUCCACCUUAACAGAUCCCUCAGCAAGCUUGGCAUACCAAUCCAUUAAGGAGUGACUCUGAGAACAUAUGAAGGUGAAUAUAAUUCAAGCAUUUUUUUUUAAAUGCAGCCAUUUAUGUAUCACUUGAAGAACUACCCUAGCAUCUUCCCUCUGCUGUUGUUUGAAGAGACAACAACAAGAGUAUAUCCGACACUAACUACAAUAACGCCUUCCGAAUAAAAUGACCUUUAUCCUUCAUAUAGAGAUAAUUUAAUCCUGUCCUUCAGCCUGUCAAUGGUGGCAGGCCUGACGAUUGGCGCUGUCAUUUGUAUCCUCUUGACAUGGCUGUCUCGGCGCAGAGCCUCAGCCCGCAUCUCCAGGCGAAACCCCAGGCAGUCGCGGACCUCCCCUCACAGCCGUUCUGGGUUCUAUCAAUACAGCAGCUAUGACCGGAGAAGCAACAACAGCCUGGCUAGCGCGGCUCUCACUUUCCAGUGCCAGGCCUCUCUGGAGCAGGCUGACCCAUUUGCCCGGAAACCCAGCUUCAGGGCCUCGACCUUUCACCCGCUACUUCAAUGCAGCCAAAUCGCCCGUGAGGCCGAGGAAGGGAGCCAAACAACACUUCCGAGAAGCAAUGCUGGCUCUACCGUCAAUGUGGGCAGUCUGGCCCGGCCUGACUCCUUCUGGUCUAAUAGCGGCAUGCAUGGUUUUUACUCCACACAGACCCCACCACCUCCCUAUGAGACUGUUAUUCGAGCUUUCCAAGAGACUUCCACUUGAGUUCCUGCAGUAACUGAGAGAGAGAGAGAGAGAGAGAGAGAGAGAGAGAAACAGAGAGAGAGUAUUUAGUCUAGUGUCUUGUCUGUUAUGGUAUCAUGGAAAGUUGAAACUUUAAAACACAUCAACCAGGUAUUAAAGCUCUAGAAGUAUCAUACAGUAGAAAAUACUUUGUAGAAUGGGAUAUGGUAUGUUUGUUAUUUUGGUUGUCUAUGUCCUUGUAUUAUAAUAUUUUUUUAUAAUAAAAUUGUAAUAAAUGUCUUGUUAUUGAGAAUUAUCAGUGAUAACAAAUGACAACACUAGACGCUACAGUUUUCCGCCAUUUAUGUAGUAAGGUGAUACCCCAGGUGGAUGUUUUCUAUGCACCUCCUUGUCCCAGUGUGUCUCAUCCUUGCGCUGCUCUGAAAGAGACUUGAUUGUGCAUAAAGCUGUUGCUCAGCUUUAUGCACAAUCAAGCCUUGGCAUCUGUGAGAUAGUGCCAUAUAAAAAGACAGUUGGUGCAAAUGUUUUUGUUUUAAGUCACAAACACCAGAACUCAUUUUACAAAAACCUCCAAAGCUUACAAUUAGUUUUAUUCUAAAAAACGACUUUGUAAAAUGGUAUCAGUUUCUGUUAUAAUUUGUUACUGUGUAAAAAAUGACAAUGUUUUGCUUAUUUUUGUACAGAUAAGGUCAACUACCAAAGUAAUUCCCUCUAAUAAACUGUAUUGCUAUUUAAACCAUUUAAUAAUUUUGAACUUACCUUGGUGUUUUUUGUAAGGCUUGAUUUUGUAAGACCUUCCACCUGAAUAUUCUGAAUAUUUUAAAUAUAGUUUAAAACUCUAUGUGGAUACUAUUGCUUUUGAAAACCAAUUCAUUAUAUGUGUCUGUUUCAGUAAUAUUGUAAUGUGGUUCUCUAAUCAGGCUGCAAAAUUUGUUCUCAGCUGACUGGCAUUGUGUUGCUGUAGUCCAGGAUGUGCAGCUGCUGGUGUAUGAGGCCUUUGUGUAAUACUCUAAUACAAGUUGCUUGAUAUUAAAACGUUACAAUCCCAA